GUAGAUGGAGAAGGCUGGCUAGCUGUACGUCUCCGCCUUCUUCUUCUUCCUCAAUCCGUUUCGUCUCCAUUACCUCACCGACGUCUUCCCUCUUCACUUCCCGCGACUCCUUGUGAGAGAAACUAGAUAGAGAUGGACAAGGCGAUCGACCGACAGAGAGUCCUCCUCCAGCACCUCCGCCCUUCUUCCUCCGUCUACGCCGCCACCGAUUCCACCUCGCUUUCCGCAUCUGCUUGUCUGGCUGGUGAUAGUGCUGCUUACCAAAGGUCUUCCGUCUUUGGGGACGAUGUAGUAAUUGUAGCGGCAUAUCGCACAGCACUUUGCAAGUCCAAGCGAGGUGGAUUCAAGGACACCUACCCAGAUGAUCUGCUUGCACCUGUUUUGAAGGCCCUGAUAGAGAAAACGAAUGUGAAUCCAAGUGAAGUUGGGGAUAUUGUUGUGGGUACAGUGUUGGCACCUGGAUCUCAAAGAGCAAGUGAAUGCAGGAUGGCAGCAUUCUAUGCUGGUUUCCCUGAAACUGUGCCUGUGCGAACAGUGAACAGGCAAUGUUCAUCUGGUCUACAGGCCGUUGCCGAUGUAGCUGCAGCUAUUAAAGCUGGGUUCUAUGAUAUUGGCAUUGGGGCGGGGCUCGAAUCCAUGACUGCUAAUCCAAUGGCUUGGGAGGGAUCGGUCAACCCAAAAGUAAAAGCCUUUGCCCAAGCUCAAGAUUGUCUUCUUCCUAUGGGUGUUACUUCUGAAAAUGUGGCACAUCGUUUUGGUGUCACACGGCAAGAGCAGGAUCAAGCUGCUUUGGACUCUCACCGGAAGGCUGCAGCUGCUACUGCUGCUGGCAGAUUUAAAGAUGAAAUUAUCCCUGUGGCCACCAAGAUUGUUGACCCAAAAACUGGUGACGAGAAACCAGUGACAAUCGCUGUCGAUGAUGGGAUUCGGCCAAACGCUUCGCUAUCAGACCUCUCAAAGCUCAAGCCAGUCUUUAAAAAAGACGGCACCACCACAGCUGGAAAUUCAAGUCAAGUGAGUGAUGGUGCUGGAGCUGUUCUCCUUAUGAAGAGGAGUGUUGCAAUGCGCAAGGGACUUCCGAUUCUUGGUGUCUUCAGGACUUUUGCUGCUGUUGGUGUUGACCCUGCCAUUAUGGGUGUUGGCCCGGCUGUUGCAAUUCCUGCAGCUGUCAAGUCUGCUGGUCUUGAACUUGAUGAUAUCGACCUUUUCGAGAUAAAUGAGGCUUUUGCAUCUCAAUUUGUCUAUUGCCGGAACAAGCUACGCCUUGAUCCAGCAAAGAUCAAUGUCAAUGGAGGUGCUAUGGCUAUUGGACAUCCGUUGGGCGCAACAGGGGCCCGAUGUGUUGCAACUUUGCUGCAUGAGAUGAAGCGUAGAGGAAAAGACUGCCGCUUCGGUGUUGUAUCAAUGUGCAUAGGAACGGGCAUGGGGGCAGCAGCAGUUUUUGAGAGAGGGGACGCAGCUGACGAACUCUGCAAUGCGAGGACAGUUGAGAAGAGUAACAUCUUCUUGUCCAAGGAUGCAAAAUAGGGGACUCGGUUGUCUUCUCUUACGAGCGAUCAAAUAAUACAAUAAUUAAAAAAUGCCAUGCCCUGUAAUAAUAAAUUUAUCAAGGAUCAUGAACAAGUCCUGGAAAUUCGUUAUUUUAUCCUUUCUAUUUGCGGCCAUUUGCUCUAUUCAUCUUUUGUAAUCCCAUAUAUCUAUUUGCUUUGUUACGUA
This is a messenger RNA of Punica granatum (pomegranate), 1716 nucleotides long. NCBI's taxonomy places the organism in Eukaryota, Viridiplantae, Streptophyta, Magnoliopsida, Myrtales, Lythraceae. The record is from RefSeq and is a predicted model, not a curated record.